Culicoides brevitarsis is the source of this 2598-nucleotide messenger RNA. Its product is annotated as protein kinase C-binding protein NELL2-like. The transcript has 13 exons. The record is from RefSeq and is a predicted model, not a curated record. Gene Ontology annotation, molecular function: protein binding; calcium ion binding; heparin binding. The coding region runs from base 108 to 2558 and encodes 816 amino acids. NCBI's taxonomy places the organism in Eukaryota, Metazoa, Arthropoda, Insecta, Diptera, Ceratopogonidae.
UAAAAAUAAUGUCUUUACUAUUUUUCAACCUGUAAUGGUGCUGUGUGUAGAUAAUUUUUUUAUAAAGGAGCCCGACCGGCAAGUGCCGAGAAUCGUGUAGCUCUGCCAUGAAAUACUAUCAUUGGAUAUACACAAAAACAUCAUUAGGAUGUGCCCAAGUGGUUGUUAUAUUAACCCUGGCCAUCCUAAUAUUACCGGUGCCUGGGACAACAUUAGGUUCAGGCAUCGAUUUGUUAGAGGCACUAAAUUUAAAUGCAAAUCUAUCGGAGUACGAAGGUGUUACAAUUACCCAGCAAUAUUUGAGUGACAGGCAAAUAUAUCACUUACAAAGCGGUGAUCGGAAUCUUGUGUUGCCGACAAAUGUGUACCACCGAGCAGCGGAUCAGUUGAGGAAUUCGAAUGAUUUUACGUUUGCCGCAAAGCUGCGACAAGAAAAGAGCAACUCGGGUACAAUAGUGUCAUUUUCAAGUGAUAACAAUAGGUAUUUAGAAUUACAAUCAAGUGGUCGUCGUGAUGAAAUUCGAUUUCAUUUUACCUAUAUCACACCAGACGGCGCGAAACUGGUGCACACAGAAUCUUUUCCUUAUCGGUUAGCUGACGAUACGUGGCAUCGUGUCGCGUUAUCAAUUAGCGGCGCCGAAAUACAAUUGCUAGUCGAUUGUCGCCCGCUGUACAAGCGGGUGAUGCGUUUUGUACCAGAUAGAAAUUUUAGUGCUUCCAAUUUGCAAUUAUUCAUCGGUCAAAGAAAUUCAAAUAGCCAUUCCUUAUUCAAGGGUGAACUUGAAGAAGUAAAUUUAAUUGCUGGUCCAUAUGGAUAUUUAUCACAAUGUGAGAAUAUGGAUGCACAAUGUCCCACGUGCGGGCAAUUUACGCAAUUACAUAAUUUAGUGAAUGAAUUAAGUUUUAGCUUAAUAGAAUUAAGAAGUAGGUUAUUAGACGCUGAAAGACGUUUAUCAUAUGUAGAAGAGUGUGACUGUAAAAAGCAUUGUACAUUAAGUAACGGUACAAUUAAGGCGGAUGGUUCUGAAUGGGAUAUCGGGUGUAGUCAGUGCAAAUGCAUAGGGGGACAAGUAACAUGUGAUAGGCGUCCUUGCGGAGAAACCAAAUGUAAAUAUCCAACACCCCCGCGUGAGGAGGAGGGCGAAUGUUGUCCAUAUUGCAAAAAAAGCUGUUACUUUUAUGCGAAGGGAUAUGAUCAUGGCGAGAAUCAUAUACUGGGAUGCAAAAAUUGUACAUGCAUCGAUGGCGUUAUGAAAUGUACCGACGUGCAUUGUCCAAAGUUAACGUGUCCCGCCGAACAACAAAUUUCGGUAACGAACGAAUGCUGUAAAUACUGUCCAGGAGUGGAUUACUGUUCAAAAGGUCACGCAUGUCAUACUAAUGCUACGUGUCUAAAUCUUAACACCAAAUACACAUGUGCCUGUCACCCGGGCUUCCAAGGAGAUGGUUUCAAUUGCUCGGAUAUAGAUGAGUGUGCUACAAGAGGCGGCGAAAGCGGUAAUCACUGUCAUUUAAAUACUCGAUGUAAAAAUACAAUCGGCUCGUACAGAUGCGAAUGCCUGCCAGGUUAUCGUCGCUUAGACAAAUUCAACUGCAUCGAGAUCGACGAGUGCGCCACGAACGAGCACAAUUGUCAUGCGAACGCCGAUUGUAUCAAUACGCUCGGGUCGUAUCACUGCCGAUGCAAGGAGGGCUAUACGGGAGACGGCAUCGAUUGUAAACCUGUUUGCAAUCAAACAUGUUUGAAUGGCGGCGUAUGCACAGCUCCCGGAGUAUGCAAUUGCCGUGCCGGCUACAUUGGAACAUCAUGCGAACGUGAUUUGGAUGAGUGCGCCACAGGAUUGCAUCAAUGCAAAAAUUCAACAACUUGCAUCAAUAUGCCAGGAUGGUACUACUGCAAAUGCAAGCCUGGUUUCAUUACCAAAGGAAGUGAUUGCAUGGACAUUGAUGAAUGUCAUUUGAAUACGUCCAGUUGUCACCCAACUGCCAAAUGUGUUAAUACCGAAGGCCAUUUCGAGUGCCAAUGUACUGAAGAGGAGAAACCUGACUGUAGACUUAGUUGUAUGUUCGAAGAUAACGAAAUCCCCGAUGGCGGCAAAGUUUCGCCCCGCAAUCAACCAUGCAAGGUAUGCACGUGUUCGCGUGGCGUCAUUACGUGCGAAGAAACUCCGUGCAAUUGUUCGACGUGGCGUCGCGGAAGCGCUCGCGAUCUUUGUUGCCCGCAAUGUGACCCGCGCGAAUCGUGUCAGCAUCAAGAAUUGAAGCACGUGACAUUCAGAAGCGGCGAACAAUGGAUUUAUCAGUGUCAAACCUGCGAAUGUUUGUACGGUGAAUUCGAUUGCUGGAAGCUUGAAUGUCCUCCGAUUACUUGCCAAAAUCCAUUACCGCUGUUACCGGGCGAAUGUUGUCCGCGUUGCCCCGGCGAUAUGUGUGGCUUGGGCAAUUCCACGGAAACGUGUCUGUAUGAGAAACUUCCAUACUCAUCCGGGCAAUCGUCGUCGUCCUACGAACAUUCGUCAAAAAAUUGUGCAAGUUGUACCUGUAAGGUGAGUUCAUAGUAUUGCAACCACUGCUCCUAAUAACACUAUCGUUAGUAUU